Molecule: messenger RNA, 1575 nt
Organism: Neodiprion virginianus
Lineage: Eukaryota; Metazoa; Arthropoda; Insecta; Hymenoptera; Diprionidae
Product: putative gustatory receptor 28a
Exons: 8
Coding region: 230-1471 (413 amino acids)
Biological process (GO): sensory perception of taste
Cellular component (GO): axon; dendrite; neuronal cell body
Source: RefSeq, a predicted model, not a curated record
UAUACGUAUUUCCGUCGUCCAUAAAAGUGAAAGCACAAUGAACAUGAUGUUCGAUAGCGGGAGGACUUACUUGGCGGUUAUGUCUGAACUCGAAUCUCGAUCAUUUUGUUCGUAUAGAAGGAGCGCUCUAGAUCCAAUAACAGGAGAGUUAGUGGUAUCCGCUGAUCCAACACGCGUCGCCAGGUACUUCGGUUUACUUCGGCUUCACUGAAGGAGUUUUGACUAGAAGAUGAAGUUCCCCGAGCCGAAGACGUUCCGUGGUGCCAUAUCCCCGACAAUUUUAUUCAACUGGACCUUCGGGUGUGGAAUUUUUGAGUUUCCAACCGGCCAUCCCCGACCUUUCCUAUCUCUUCUCUGGUCAAGUAUUCACUUCGUGGUUUACUUGAGCAGUUGCUUCAGCAUUGUUCGAAUACCGGUCUUACCGGAACUGCGCCAUACACCGUUGAUCAAGUACUACUAUUAUAUCAACAGUUGCUUUGGUACGAUAUUUACCAUCACUUCAAUGGUUAGCGCCCGGAGAAUACAGAUGUUGAGAAAUUUCAACCAUAGGAUUACAAAGAUCAACAAAAACCUGCAGACGACACUCGGAAUCCCUGAGCACUACGGAGAAGCCUUCAGGUGGAACCUAGCGCAGCUUUUCGUGGCUUUUAUAAAGAUAGUCAUUAUCGUCAUCGCAAGUGGCAUUUUCAUAGUUGAUGCACAAUAUUUCUCCCUCAUCAUUUUCUGGAUUAGUCGUUUCUAUCAAAUGAUCUUCAUUUUGACCCUCGUCUGCACUUACUGCGGUUUGAUCAGGUACACCGGUAACCGGUUCCAACAACUGAACGCGCAUAUUCUUCAGUUGACAUUCGGUGAUAGUGAGACAAAGCCGUGUCUCCAAAGUUUGAACCGCUCUGAAUUUUCACCACUCUCUCCAAUCGUGUACGAGAUUCAUGGAGAUCUGCGUUUGGCCAAAGCUGCGGAUAUUCGACGGAAGGUGUACGUUUUGCGGGAAGUAAGGACUAUACAUCAUGAGCUACGCAUCGCUACCGAGGAGAUAAAUAGGGUGUUUGGAACACAGCUCGUUUUCGUUAUGGGAAUGUCGAUUUACAAUAUCAUUUCACUUCUCUUCGGCCUCUACGUGACAUUAACCUCAACUACGAUGUUUCACAGCUUUCGUCACGAUUACUUGUUUUUCAGUCUUAGUUGGCUCAGUUUUUUUCUAAUAGUAGUUUUUUACGUCGUUCACUGCAGUUCUACGGUCUCCGACGAGGCGCAGAAGAUUGGUAAGCUAAUGUACGAAGUGGCCCAACGAAGUCACGAAACUGAAAUGCAGGACGAGAUCAACGCCUUUUCGAUUCAGCUCUUGAAAAAUCCGUUGAAACUGACGGCGAAUGGGUUAUUCGUGCUUGAUUACAAAAUGAUUUGCGCGAUGGGUGGAUUAGUCUCAACAUACUUGGUCAUUCUAAUCCAAAUGUACAGUGUUAACAAUUAGGAAACUAAUAAGACAGGCCUCGCAACUUUGACAGCAAAUAUUACAAUUUUAAAAAAAAUUCUAUUAACAAAGGCAAAACAUGCCCAAGUUCAUUUUCGUUUUUA